This is a messenger RNA of Diachasma alloeum, 476 nucleotides long. Its product is annotated as high affinity copper uptake protein 1. Gene Ontology annotation, molecular function: copper ion transmembrane transporter activity. The transcript is spliced from 3 exons. The record is from RefSeq and is a predicted model, not a curated record. NCBI's taxonomy places the organism in Eukaryota, Metazoa, Arthropoda, Insecta, Hymenoptera, Braconidae. Gene Ontology annotation, biological process: copper ion transmembrane transport. Bases 69 to 476 code for a protein of 135 amino acids. Gene Ontology annotation, cellular component: membrane.
CGGCUGGAAAACUUCAAGUCCACUCGUAGAAUUCGUGAGUUCAAGAGUGUCGAACAUUAGAGUCCAAAAUGAUGGGCAUGUUCUUUCAUUUCGGAGUGACGGAGACUGCCAUUCUAUUCUCCAACUGGCGGACGGAUGAUUGGCAGGGCAUUCUCGGUUCGAUGAUAGGAAUUAUUCUUCUCGGGUCGAUUUACGAGGGUCUGAAGAACUACAGAGAGAAUCUAUUCCUUCGAACAACUCUGAUGAACCGUCAUGCGCUGAAGAAGCCAACUCGAAGGAAAGCCCUUUUUUCCGCUAUUCAUCUACUCCAGACACUCCUCCACAUGAUGCAGUUGAUACUCGGAUAUUUCUUGAUGUUCAUAUUCAUGACUUAUAAUGUCUGGCUGGCACUGGCCGUUGUUAUUGGCACUGGUCUCGGGUAUUGGAUAUUCGCGUGGGAUAAAUGCACCAAUGAACACACUGACUGCUGCGGUUGA